Messenger RNA from Lactuca saligna, 573 nucleotides. The record is from the annotation of a GenBank genome assembly. NCBI's taxonomy places the organism in Eukaryota, Viridiplantae, Streptophyta, Magnoliopsida, Asterales, Asteraceae.
AUGCAGGUGGUGAUUGCAUCUCAUCCCGAUAAUAAUGAAAGGAGUGAAACUAAAGCAGAUCCUCUAGAACCGAUUGUUAUUGUUGAUGCUACUACUGAUCAACCCAUUCUAGACAUCGGUGACCAAUCAAAAACAGAUGAGUGUGAAGGGUUUCUAGAUCUUGGUUUCAUUCAACAAGCUGUUGUUUCUACUAUUCCAUUAAAUGUGGUUUAUCCUAGAUUUGAGGGGGAGAUCUCUCAAGAGGUUCCUCAAGAUCUAUGUGAACAGGUUAAUAGGAAGAAGUUUGGAGGCAUUCUAAAUCAAAGAACAAAGCAUGAUCCUAUCAUCAGAAUUCCUGAAAUCAUUAACAAGGAUAAAAGUGUUCAUGCCCAAGAAGUGAAGUUGGAAAUCCAGCAACUUCUCAACAAAGUGAAGAAACUCCGCCUGGAACCAUCCGCUGCUCCAUCAACAAAUCUGAGUAUAAGAUUGGAAGAGGUAAAACUUGAUCAAUUCAGAUGGAUAACGCUUGAAGUCUUGAAAGAAGUUGACAAGUUCUACAAUGGCUCUUCUGAUGAAUCUAAAGAAGAAGUUUAG